AUGCGUGCGACUAACUUCAAAGGUGCUAGCAAAGAGAUUUAUAAAACUGCAGCUCACAUCGAGAAAAAAAAUGAAGUAUGUAUCUACAUUACCUCAGAAGAUAUAAAUUGGUUAUUUAAUCCUCCGACAUUUUCUGACUUCAGUGGCUUUUGGGAAGUUAAUGUGAAAUGCAUGAAAUUACAUCUUAAACGAGUAUUAGGAUCUACACUUCUGACUUACGAGGAAUUUGUAAAAGUGCUUUUACAAUUGGAAGCGUUAAUGAAUUCCCAUCCUCUAUAUGCGAUGCCUAGUGAUCCAAACGAUUUUAGUGCAUUGACUCCAGGCCAUUUUCUGAUUGGAGUCCCUUUGCUUGCCAUUUCUGAAUCUGACUUGAGUGAUGUUAAAUCUUCAAGACUUAAACGUUAA
Molecule: messenger RNA, 405 nt
Organism: Stegodyphus dumicola
Lineage: Eukaryota; Metazoa; Arthropoda; Arachnida; Araneae; Eresidae
Source: RefSeq, a predicted model, not a curated record